Messenger RNA from Punctularia strigosozonata HHB-11173 SS5, 945 nucleotides. RefSeq lists its product as uncharacterized. The record is from RefSeq and is a predicted model, not a curated record. Lineage: Eukaryota; Fungi; Basidiomycota; Agaricomycetes; Corticiales; Punctulariaceae. The coding region runs from base 1 to 945 and encodes 314 amino acids. The transcript is spliced from 2 exons.
AUGGGCCUCAACGCCGUUCGCUUCAUCAGCGUUGUUGCCCUCUUACUCGUCUUCUCGAGCAGUAUCUUCGUCAUGGUCAACGACAUUCGUGCCGUGAACCACUUCAUGGCCGCCAAGCAGGACGGCAACGCCACCAUGGUCAAUUGUGACUACAUUGAGAACAGCACGGUUCCUAACCAAGCAGCAGGCGUCUUCUGGGCAAUUCUCAACCGGCUACUCAUUAUCCUCGAGGUCAUCACCCUCCUCCUCGCUGAGCUCCCUCCCGCUUUCAUGCAGACAUUCUUCAUCUCCUACUUCCCGGUGCUCGGCCCCGCCUUCGGCCUCGGCGCUCUCGGCAUCUUCCAGGGCCUCAUCGGCGCCACGAUCCUCUCCCACCACGUCGACGACUUCACGCUCGUCGCCGCCUUCUUCCUCUUCUCCGUCGGCUGCCUUAACAUGUUCCUCGGUCUCAUCUUCCGCGAGAAGGCCAAGGAAAAGCGCUCCAUCCGGGUAUGGAAGGGCGAGAAGAAGAGUGUGCUCCCGACGAGCCUCGACCAGCGCCCGCAGUUCCAGAACUCGCCUUCUUUCGUCCACUCCGUCUUUAGCGAGAAGACCCUUGCACCCUCGGACCCGCCCAUCUUCGAGAGGAGCAACAGCCGCGGCGAAGGCUAUGGUUUCGGACGCCAGGGCGAGAAGGCCGCAGGACUGAAGGGAUUCCUCAUCUCCAAACCCCUUGAAAGCCUGCCGCGUUACGCCGCCCGUCCUUCAAGCAACCACAGUGCACACCGAUCCGACGGCGGCAGUGGCGACGAGGAGGUUUACGCGCCCCCGCGUUCCAAGCCCGGCUCGCGCUCCCACUCGCGUUCGGGCAGCUCGAGCAGCGCAGGCUCUUCCCACUACAGUCAACCACCCUCUCGUGCCGUGACUCCUAUCCCCACCUUCCACUCAAGUCCCACUGCCAUCUGA